ACGACCAACAACAGGCAGGUUAUUAUGUUCAACACGUUAUAGUGUGAAGUUCAACGUACAUUUUGGAAAUGUACCUCAGUGAUUAAAGGCAAAACUUAGUAAUUACGUUUACAGGUAGGUCUUUGUUUAAUUUCUUUUUAUUUAUUUUUAUAAAAUCACUGGCUGAAAUUAUUUAACUAAAGGAAAACUUAACUCCGGUUCGGCAAAUCGAAAGGAGGAGGAUAGCACAAAAAGGAAAGCGAGCUGUCCGAAGAGUUUCCGUUUAAUUUAAUAACUAAUAUAUUUAGGCAAAACAUUCAGUUUAGGAAAUAGCUAGGUUUUUAAACGUGAUAAGUUCAACGAACAGGUUUUGCUGACAUGGACGCCUAGGUUUUUACUAACGAACACUCAACUGCCUAACCUAUUGAUAUGUUUACACCAAUUUCUUGUUCACUCAAAGUGUUCAUCAUUAAAAAAAAAAGCCCAGGAGAGGAAAGCUAAAAGUAUUCUGUAAAGUUUUGUUACCACAAUCAGUAAAAUAUUGACCAACUGAAAUGUAAUGUAAGUUGGUGGUACUGGCACCGUGAAAUUAAAUGUUGAAUUAAUUAAUAAGUUGUUUAUUCUUUCUGAUUGAGAAUUCAUUGUUUGUAUCCUUUACUGGCUGCUUGUGCCGAAUUUUGAUCAAAGAAACGUUCAAUCCUUUUAAAUCUGUUGGCUCCUUCAGUUAAAAUAGUGAAGCAAAAAGGAAACUGGUCCCAUGCCGGUCGUUACCGAUAAUUGAACCACGGCAAUUUUUCCUGAGUUGAAACAAACAUUCCGCUUGGAGUUUUCGGUGCAGAAAAUAUGAUUAUUGAAGUGAGUGAAGAAGAUAUAGGAUUGAUGAUAAGGUAUUAAACGCAACAAAAUCCUGAAAGAACAAAAUAAUUAUAAAUACACUUGCUUGCAGUGCCACUCACAGUGAGACUGAGUCAAAUUUUGCAUCAUAAUGAGUAGCUGUAUCUCCAUUAAAUAAUGAACUUACAACAUUCCCCGUUUUUUCAGGUAGCAAGUCUGUGGAAUUUUGUUUUGCAGUAUCAUAAGACAGCAUAUUUAUUUCCGAAUAAAAAAACUGAAGAAACAUGCAUAUUGAUGAAAAGGGAGGAUUAAACAAUAUAGCUAACAGCACAGUCUUAAACAGAGACAGUUCUAAGCCAUGUCUCCCCUCUUGGAUUCUGGAUGCCGUCAACGACCCUUCUGUUUACAUCAGUGACACUUCAAUAAUCCUCGUAAACGUUCCAUCCGCAAUGUUCGCAGUGAUCGCUAACCUGGUUGUUAUAGUCACCAUAUUCCGCUCUCCUUCACUCCACCGUCCAGUUAACGUGUUGCUGUGUAGCCUGGCUGCCUCUGAUUUUCUAACCGGCCUAGUUGUUCAACCUGUCUACGUAGCAUGGCGCUUUCUGCUGCAUCACACUAAAGAUCCUUGCAAAUUGGUUCAUCUUUACCAAGCCAGUAAAUCUCUUCCGUUUCUCCUUAUCGGUUGCACGUUCCUGCACUUGGCAAUAACAAGCGUCGAAAGGUUGUACGCUGUUUGGAAACCAAUUGCCUAUUCGGUCAAAGUAACACUGCGAGGUAUGUAUGUACAAUUGCGGUAGACUCCUGCUACCGUUAGAACUCAGAUUGUGUUUGCUUUGAGAGCUUCAAAGCAAAUGACCAUAAAUAAUCAUCCACCUAUGUUUCGUUUUGUUAUUAAGCCCGUUGUUGUUGCUGUAUUCCGAGUCAAGUUUAUAAAUUUUUUGGGGGGGCCGCGGAAUUCGAAUUUGAUUAGGUUGCUCAGACGACAAGGAUGAUCUCACAUUAAAUUCAUCUCUUCACAAAUGCCAAUCCCAAUGUUUCGCUUCUAAUUUUUCGAUCUGGUACAAAAAUACAAAGUCUUCCGGUUGUAACUGCGUGUGAAAGCUUGCAAUUGGUUCUCUUAGUGGGCAAUAUUCAGCUCAACAGGUUGGUAGAAACGAAAUCUCUUUAUCAAGCAAGUUAUUUCCUGUGAAGACUCAAAACAUGUUUAAUACAAUUAUCAUGUAACGGGGUCUUGAGGCCCCAUAAUACGGCCUACAUUCUAGCCUUGUCAGGUUCCGCUUUCAAAUCACACAUUUUUAGUAGUAGCUGAAAGCUUUAAUUUUGCUUUAGACUGCCGGUUCCAAUAAGAAAAAUAAUAAAACAAAUAAAACAAAACAACAAAAACAACAAAAACAACAAAGAAAGACUGAAGGAAUGUAUUUUUUCCGGUACAGAUGAGAUAAUGAUUAAUUUUAUCUACAAUUCUCCAUAGUUAAUAACUCUUAAAUUGUACAAAAAAUUAUAUUUCAGGAAUGGCGAAGAUUGUGCUUUGCGCAUGGUUAAUCUGGUUCAUCUACGUAAUCCCUCUGGAAACUUAAUUAAUUUUAUCUACAAUUCUCCAUAGUUAAUAACUCUUAAAUUGUACAAAAAAUUAUAUUUCAGGAAUGGCGAAGAUUGUGCUUUGCGCAUGGUUAAUCUGGUUCAUCUACGUAAUCCCUCUGGAAACUUCAGCCCAUGAGGAGGUUUAUCAACCACUGGAAAACAUCACAAUGAUUUUAUUGAUUGUUAUCCCCAUCGGCGGACACGUUUUGACCUUCUGCGCAAUCCGCACUAACAACAAAAAGAUCGUUAAUGCUACCCACAACUCCCAACAAGCGAUCCUUUUUAGAAGAGAGAAAAAGGCUUUCACAGAUAUGACAUUGUACACAGUAGCGACGUUACUGUCCAUUUUUCCUAUUCUGCUGCUGCUUAAUGUGGAAAACAGCAUUGUUUCAGGGAAUAUUCUUUUUCCUUGGGCUUCAACGUUCACUCAUCUGAUAUCCAGUCUUAACCCUGUUAUUCAGAUUUACAGAAAUGCCGCUUUGAGGCAGGCACUAAAGAUGGCCCUGUAAAAGUUUUAUGCAUGGUUCAAUUUUACCUGUUAGCGCCCAGGGGAAUUUUUGGAAUAAGUUCAGAUCUUCUGACCCAACGUUGGCGAAUUAUUUAAACGGUAUUGUUCAGGGAUUGGGGAAGAUCGAAAAGAACUUUCCUGGAUUUCGCGCAAUGGUUGACACACGUCCGCCAGCAGUUUAUUUGCG
This is a messenger RNA of Porites evermanni, 3089 nucleotides long. NCBI's taxonomy places the organism in Eukaryota, Metazoa, Cnidaria, Anthozoa, Scleractinia, Poritidae. The record is from the annotation of a GenBank genome assembly.